Molecule: messenger RNA, 1016 nt
Organism: Oryzias melastigma (Indian medaka)
Lineage: Eukaryota; Metazoa; Chordata; Actinopteri; Beloniformes; Adrianichthyidae
Gene: dctpp1
Product: dCTP pyrophosphatase 1
Exons: 1
Coding region: 86-583 (165 amino acids)
Biological process (GO): nucleoside triphosphate catabolic process
Molecular function (GO): nucleoside triphosphate diphosphatase activity
Source: RefSeq, a predicted model, not a curated record
CUGGCGGGACUUCUUCGCAUGUUGGAAGAGGGGCUGCGCUGGCUGGGUUACUGAUCUGUAUUUUGAGUGAGAACAACACAAGAAGAUGAUGGCAACAAACGAAAAGAUUGAAUCUCCAUUUUUAAAUGGUGGUCGUGAAGAUCCCGAUCACGGCGCCGCCUCAUCUCACCAGACUGAGCACAACUCCAAAACAGACCCGCCGCAGAGGUUCACCUUCAGCCCGGAGCCCACCAUUGAGGACAUUCGGAGGAUGCAGGCCGAGUUCACGGACGAGCGUGACUGGAACCAGUUCCACCAGCCCCGGAACCUGCUUCUGGCCAUGGUCGGGGAGGUGGGAGAGGUAGCAGAGCUCUUUCAGUGGCGUGGGGAGGUGGCCGAGGGCCUGCCGGACUGGACCGAAUCUGAGCGGGAGCAGCUGGCGCACGAGCUCAGCGACGUCAUGAUCUACCUGGUGGAGCUGGCAGAGAAGUGCCGCGUGGACCUCCCGCAAGCGGUGCUGCGCAAAAUGGCUCUCAACAGACUCAAAUAUCCCGCAAGAAAAGUCCACGGGUCGGCUAAAAAGUACACUGAGUACAAGGACUGAGCGGGUGGAGGCCGGAGCCCCCCAGGACUGUUGCUGCUGAACAUUUUUUAUUUUUACUUGUAUUAGUGUUAUUUUUUUCCUGCUGUGCUGACACCUUCUUUUUUCUUCUUUUAUAAUUUUCCAUGUCAUGAUGUCAACGUAAUACCGGAAUUUUAUUUUGAAAGUUGUCAUCUGCUUUCAUCAGAAAUCAUUCCUAUAGAAUUGGUUUAUUUUUAUGCAUUUAGAAUAAGAGUAUCUAAACGUUUUUAAAACUCUUUAAAAUGCAGAUGUGACAGCGAGAGAGAAAAAAAUAUGGUGGACACAAUGUGCACUAGAAGAACAAACUGGGAUUCAUUUUAUCUUUUGUUUUCCCCAAAUAUUCUUUUUGGAUUCUGUCUUUUUCUUCCCAGCGUUACACACAAUUUCCAAAAGUAAAAAUUGCUUGAGGGUUUGA